CACCGGGCCGACCUGUCCGGCAGCGCACUGCAAGUGCAACUGCCCGGCCCCCGAGCUGGUCAGGAACCUCAUCCUCGUCGGCGCGCUCGUGGCGCUGGUGGCCGGCGCGGCCGGGCUUCUGGUUGGGCUCACCGUCGGCAGCGGUGUGUCCUUGGUGCGGCCCCGGCGGGCCACGCCCGCGGCUCCUGCACCGGCUCCGGCGGUGGCGCCCGUGAUCACGGUCUUGACGGACAGCUCGGGACCUGUCACGCCGGCCUCGCGCCGGAAUGCCAUCGCUUGCCGGUGGGUGCGCCUCACGCCCGACCUGGGCAUGCAGAUCCACGAUCUCAACGAGCAGCGGCACAAGAUCCUCGGACGCCGGGCGCAACUCGACGAGUUCAAGCGCCAGGCUCGGGCGCAGGCGGCCAUCCUCGGCGACGUGGAGUUCGAGGACGCCGAGGAGGUCAAGCGGUUGGUGCAUGAGGCGGGGAGCGACCAUUUUGGCAAAGAGGUCCCUGCCGAGGUGCUGGAGGAUGAUCAGAGGUCCGUCCCCCUCGGGUCGCUGGGCAUCGUCGACUGGCUCGGCGAGAAGCGGUUCGUGGAGCGGGUCGCGGCCGACAAGGUCGACGAGUGCAGGCAGCAGCGCGAGGAGUCGGAGAGCCACUCCAGGAUCCUGGGCGUCCACCGCAAGCACGGGAAGCGCAACCUCGCGCUGCACGACGCGGCGCAGCUCUUCACGGAGGACAAGUUCGAUGACUGGCCGUUCCCGCCGCCGCGCGCGGCGUUGGAGUGCCUCGAGUCGAUCCGCGACGGGCCGGGCUCGAUGGUGGUUUACGAGAGCGAGUGGAGGCAGGACAGCGGCGUCGGCGACGGCACCGCGGCCCUCCACGAACACUGGAACAACACGGAGGUCCAGAUCGAGAUGGCGGUGGAGCGGAACGCGAAGCACCCUGACUACGGCGGCCUUGACACGGUGCUCGGCGGCCCGACGACCGAGAGCGGCGCCGCCUCCAGCAAGUCCUUCCGCGACUGGGUCUACAAGAAGCAGGGCGGGCGCGCGCAGACGCUCAAGCAGGCCCGGCUCUUGCGCGAGGAGCGGGCCCAGGAGGAGAAGCGACCCCGCGGCGGCAAGGGAGAUGGCGAUGAUCCGAGAGUUUUGAUCAUGGAGGUGCCGCUGUCCGACGGCGACUCCGAGCACAGCGGCGUCACGGGGAACUCUUUCCCCUCCCGGCGCCUUCCUCUUCUUCGCCAGCUUCUCCCGGCGCCCCCCGAUACGUUCGGCAGCGACGGCUUGAACAGCGGCGUAAGCAUCGGCGAGAGUGCGAAGCGGUUAGCCCUCGCGGAGCUCACGGCGUCCAGGGACCUGUACUCGCAGGAGCCGAAGAAUCUCGCCGAGUACGACAUCGACAAGCUCAAGAUCUGCCGCUCGGGCACCGUGGCCAAGGACGCAAAGUCGCUCUUGCCGCCCGACGCGGCCGGCCCCAUCAGACACUAUGCCCACUGCGUCGAGCGGGACUCGGAGCAGAUACUGGAGUUGCAGGCCGCGCGGGACUUCCCGCGGCCGCACUGGGAUCCCACGCUCGCUCGGGAUCAAGAUGGGCUUCUUCUUCUCAUCGAUCGGCUUCGACAGGCGAACCUCAUCAGCUUCCGCCGUGAGCUCAAAGCCAAGAUCGGGAUCUUCUUCGUCAAGAAAAAGGACCCCGCCUGGAUCAGGCUCAUCAUCGACGCGAGGCAGGCCAACCGCUGCCAUCGCGCGCCGCCCAAGACGAAGUUGGGCUCCGUCGGCGGGUUCUGCGAGCUCGACCUGUCGGACUCCGCCCUCCACGACCUCGGCGGCUUCGGGCCCGUGGCCGAGAUCUGGGGCGGUACCAGCGACGUCGACGACUGCUUCUACCAGAUGCUGGUCGAGGAGCUCGGGUCGUGGUUCGGGAUCGACAUGCCUAAGACCGCGGGCGAGUGGGGCGUCUCCAGCGUCUACGACGACGACUUCGGGCGCCACGCCCCCAUCGACUCGUCCGACACCCUCUACCCCGUCUUCCACGGCAUGGCGAUGGGGUGGUCCUGGGCGCUUCACCUGGCCAACGAGGCCGUCACCUUCCUGGCCAGCAAGAGCGCGGUCUGCCCUCGGUCGCUCGUGCGCGAGCGCACGCCUGCCCCGGCCCUCCGCGUCGGGCAGGCCGUCUCCGGCGUCUACGUGGACAACUUUACGACCAUCGCCGGGGGCAAGGUCGACGCCGAGGACUCGAUCGAGCGGUUCAGGCGCGCGGCGGCGGAGGCCGGCAUCGGCACGCACGUCGAUGGCGACGUCGGGGUGGUCUUCGAGAGCCUGGGGGUCGUCUUCGAUGGCAAGCAGCGGCGCCUGCGGCAUCUGCCCCGCCGCGCGUGGCGCGUUUAUCUGGCCACGCGGGCUUUACGGCGGCGCCGCUGGGUCCACGGGAACGUCCUGGAGGUCUGGAUGGGCCACGUGGUCAACCUGUUCGGCCUGCUGCAGCCUGGGCUGUCCUGCUUCCAGCAGAUCUACCCGUUCGUGGCCAACGCACGGGGGCGGCGAGUUCGCCUCACCGACGCCAUCAAGAACGAGAUGCGCCUUGUCCAGGGCCUGCUGUUCCUCUGCGAGUACGACCUGGGCGCGGACUUCAGCCACGAGCUGCGGGACCUCACCCGCUACCGCGAGAGAUGGAGGUUCAAGCUGGUGGAGACCCUCUCUGAGGUCGCCCUGGUCCGGCCCGAGUGGGCCGAGUACGUUGGAGGUCGCUUGCGGCCUGGAAGUGGAGCCGAUCUGCCCGACGGUGCCUACGCCGACGUUGCCGUGCGAGGGUCUCGACCCUGUGCCAUCGGCCCGCGGACGCAGCACGGGCGCCUCCUGGACGAGGAGCGCCACCGCCGGCUGGCCGACAAGGCCGGCCGAGUCGGGCGACGGGCUCGUGAGCCCCGCCCUCGGCCGCGCCACGAGGAGGUCGAGGUGCCGAGUGCCAUCCCGCCGGUCGACCAGUGCUGGGACACGCCGCGUCGCUGGACCCAUCUGCGAGUCGGGCGCUGGAAGUGGACCAAGGAGCACAUCAAUAUCAAGGAGGGCCGAGCCUCCUUGUUCGGCCUGCGGAGGGCGACGCGCACCCGCCACAGACACGCCAAGCGGGUCGCGUCGCUGGGCGACAACCUCGCGUCCAUCUGUGUUUUCGAGAAGGGCCGCGCGAAGUCGCGGGCUCUUAAUUCGCUGGCGAGACGGGCGGCCGGCUACCAGAUCGCCGCUCGGAUUCGCCGGCACUCUCGGCACGUUGAGAGCAAGCGAAAUGCCGCAGACGCCGGCUCGCGUCUGCACCAGUCUGGACCCCUCCGAGCCGCCGUCCCGGGCAAGGAGACCGUGGCGCUCGAGCUCUUUGCCGGCGAGGCUGGCUUCACCUGGGCCCUUCGGCCCCGCGGUCUGCGGGUCGGGCCGCCCUGCGAACUGCUGCGAGGCGCGAAGUUCGACCUCACCAGAAAAAGCACUCAGAACCUCAUCAAGUCCUGGAUCCUUGCGGGCCUCAUCUGGUGCAUUCAUCUGGGGAUCCCAUGCACGGCCUGGUCUAUUGCGAGGAGGGGAGUUGUUGAUCUGGCAAAGGCUUACGCCAAGGAGGCAGUCGCUGUGGAGCUGGCCCUCUUCACUGCUGAGGUAUGCACGCUGGCUUCCCGUUGCGGGGUCCUCUGGAGCCUGGGGAACCCCGCGUCAUCGGGGCUUUGGGAGUUCGGGCCCAUCGUGGACCUCAUGGGGCCCCCCGAGGUCUUCAAGGUCACCUUCCACAUGUGCCAGUAUGAGGUCUCCCACAAGAAGCCCACCACUAUCCUUACCAACACGUUGGCCCUGCGCGGGCUCGAGGCGAGGGCGGACGACGCCAAUUCAAAGACCUUGAACGCGCAGAAGGAUACAGCGCCGAAGAUAGAUUGCGCUUCGGGCGCCAUCCUCCGGCCUGGGCCUCGUCGGCAGAAGGCACAGCGGAGGAAGAUGGUGGCUGCUAGGUCCACGGCCCCCGCGGAUCGCUUAUUGCAGGAGAGCACCGCGGGCGAGAAGUCCAAGGACAUCCACCGACGCGCGCUCGGUCGCUUCUUCAGCUGGGCUGAGGAGCGCAGCCUCUCGACCAAGCCCAACGAGCUCGCGUCCACCAUGAAUCAGUACUUCUGCUUUAAGUUCCAGGAGGGGUACGGGUCCGGCUUGGGCCGCUCCGUCUUCUUCGGGCACCUUUUGCUGCACUCCACGAACUACAAGCUCGAGAGGGACCGGCUCGGCGACGUCGAGAGGGCGCUCGCCGGCUGGGCCAAGCGGGCGCGCGAGAUCGUGAAGGACCCCGCGCCCCAGGAGGUGCUGCUGGACAUGGGCGUCUGGAUGCUCGAUCACGGACGGGGCGAGAGCGCCUCGUGCAUGGCCCUGCAGUUGGACGACUACGCCAGACCCUCCGAGAGCGUGGACCUCGUGCUUGGCAACGUGCUGAAGACGGUCGUCGGAGUUCGCGGGGCCCCGCCCCGCGACUGGGGCAUUGUCUUCGUCCCGGCGGAGCUCGGCUUCGUCAUCAAGACGGGCCAGGUCGACGACUCCGCGGCGCUGGGCAGCCCUUCGCGCAUUUGGGCCCCACAGGUGGCAGAGGCUCUCGUGACGCGGGCCUCUGGCGGCACGCGUCGCUCGCGACGCGGUCAGCAGGCCAGUCCCACGACCCGCCUCUUCGACACUCUCACCUUGGCACAGUACGAACGGGACGUCAAGGACGCCGCCAAGGCGCUCGGCUACGAGAAGCUCAACAUCACGCCGCACACGGUGCGGCACACGGCCCCCUCGCACGACAUCUACCACAAGCACCGGUCCUUGGAGCAGGUGCGACGCCGCGGCCGCUGGGCCGCCAAGAAGAGCGUCACCCGCUACGAGCGCCACGCCAAACUCUUGAAACAGUACAGCAAGUUGACGGCCGUGCAGAUCGCCAGGAUGAGUAAGUCGGUCCGCUGGUUCCCAGCUGCU
Messenger RNA from Prorocentrum cordatum, 4960 nucleotides. The record is from the annotation of a GenBank genome assembly. NCBI's taxonomy places the organism in Eukaryota, Dinophyceae, Prorocentrales, Prorocentraceae.